AGUUGGAAAAAUUAUAAAUUGAGCCCUUUGCUGUGAUGAUGGUUAGUUCUAGACAGUAGAAACUAAUGUUAUUGGGUGAGGUAUUUUUAAGCAAUGACAGAGAAGUAGAAGUUAUUUUUCCCGUAACUGGACAGAAAGAUGCCUUUGGAUGUCCAAAUUGUCACUUCGAUGACUCUCCUGGUGCUUUUAAGAAGCCCCGAAGUACCAGGUUUGAGUCAAGAAACGUCGUACAUGAUCGAAUGCAUACGAGAUGCAAUCCCGAUGCAAAUUUACAAUGACUGCUGUUUGCGAGAAAACAACUGCACUGUUGCAAGACAACAAAACAGGGCAAUCGACUGCAUGAGCAGGAACAUUAUGAGCAACUACUCUUCCUUCUUCAGUGACUCCAGGGAGAGUGGUUCCAGCACGACAGAAAUGAAUCACAGAAGGCAUCAGCAGUGGUACGGUGAUUUGUUGGAAGUGCUUGCUGACGCCUGUAGAAGUCAACCCCGCGCGAGAUUGCAGACAUGCAUCAGGAAUGAACUUAUCAAGAAUUGUGCUUCAAUGAAGUAUUCAUUCAUAUCUGGGGAUCAGGAUAUGAAUAGAAAAGAUGGAAAUACACAAACUCCAACUGACAAGGAGAUGCAAUGUUUUAUGCGCUGCCGCUACAGCAUGCUCCAGGACAGGAUCACCAACCAGCCCUCUCGCUGGAUUACUCAAAGGAGGACGGAUCGAGAUCCCGGUUACAGUGACGGGUAUGGAGGACGCAUGGAAUAUCGGAGGACGAACCAUGGCUUCGGAGGACGCAGGAACCAGGACGGACACUACAUGAGCCGGCCGAUGGACUUCGGGCUGAGCACCGACUCCAGAUAUUCGAGGAGCGGAUACCGAGACGACAUGGACGACGAAGAGUUCGGGUACUCCGACAGCGAUUCUUCCAGAUUUAAGUAAAGUAACGGAUUUGACUUUAUGGACUGACAGUUGGACUACUUUUUCUUCUUUUUACUUUAUUUAAGUACUUAUAUGUAUGAGAAAUUACACUGGAGCAUUUUUUCCUUUUCUAUAUCAUAUAUUAAUAAAAAUAUUUUAU
Molecule: messenger RNA, 1069 nt
Organism: Uloborus diversus
Lineage: Eukaryota; Metazoa; Arthropoda; Arachnida; Araneae; Uloboridae
Exons: 9
Coding region: 139-930 (263 amino acids)
Source: RefSeq, a predicted model, not a curated record